Thermothielavioides terrestris NRRL 8126 is the source of this 900-nucleotide messenger RNA. RefSeq lists its product as uncharacterized. The record is from RefSeq and is a predicted model, not a curated record. NCBI's taxonomy places the organism in Eukaryota, Fungi, Ascomycota, Sordariomycetes, Sordariales, Chaetomiaceae. The transcript has a single exon. The annotation marks the transcript as partial.
GAGCUUCUGGGACAUUGUAUCCUCGGGUUUCUGCCGCUCCUGAUUGCGUCAUGGACCAAGCCCUACGCUCUUGUGCUGGGCGCAUGCGGCUUCUUAUCCCAUUAUCUGAUGCAAACAUUUACAGCAUGGCAGCUCUUCUGGAUCUACACCGCCAUUGGUAUCGCACAUUGGGUCGGUAAGAGCUACUCCGGGUAUGCCCAAAUCACAGCAGAACUCAGGGUCCCAGCGACCGAGUCGAGCUUUGGCCGUUGGUUGACCGUCACGGUGCUAACAGCUUUGGCGGACAUCGACGUCAUGGCACCUCCGCGGGUGAGCCGCGGUGAAUUCUCGCACCGAGGCUGCAUCUAUGGCCUCCGUAGGCGACGAGGAACGCGGCCAAAGAUCCCAAAGCUAGUGCCCAUGGCCCAACUCAACCAGAAGGCGUCCCCGGCAACAUGCCACCAAAUCGGCUGCCUCCUCGAAUCCUACCAAGCACGACACCCAAAUCACUUGCAACUGAGCAUAAGCUUCCUAGAUCCGGGUCUCGACGGCGUUCGCAGGAGCACUGGCAUACGGGCCGCUGGAGCCACCCACCAGCGUGAAAAUGGAGAAUGGGGUGGCGAGAUUGCCCAAGUCCAUCACGCUAACGGAUUGGUGCACGUUGUGCUACACCCGGAAGACAUCAGCACCGUGGUAGAAGCCGGGUGGGGACAGCGUCACCCGUUGUGCGCCAACGACAAGCGCUGGUUCAGGUUCCUGUUCCAGGGCAUCUGGGAACGACCAUUACCUGUCCCCGAGGGCUUGACCUUGAUCUAUGCGCCACGGGAUGCCCUUGAGCUUCAGGCCUUGGAUGUCAUUCUCAGAGCGGCGAUCUGGUAUGCAACAGCGGGAGAGCUGUAUCCGUCCCCUGUUGAGGAAGAG